Molecule: messenger RNA, 1601 nt
Organism: Labrus mixtus (cuckoo wrasse)
Lineage: Eukaryota; Metazoa; Chordata; Actinopteri; Labriformes; Labridae
Gene: c3h8orf82
Product: chromosome 3 C8orf82 homolog
Exons: 4
Coding region: 163-840 (225 amino acids)
Source: RefSeq, a predicted model, not a curated record
CUUCUUCCGGUUCCUUCCCUGAUGUAAACAAAUAACAUGAGCCCAAAGUUACUGUCCGGUUAGUAGUUUUGUAUUACGGUAGAGGCUCCCCGCUACACACUAGUCUGUCCUUCUGUUCCAGUCUUUAUUCAGGAACAUUGUUCUCCGUGCCGCUGCUCGGCCAUGUUGUUUCUCCGGACCGCGGCUCUCAGCUGCAGAGCUGUGACCGCUCUGCGCUGCCUGCCCUCCGGCUACACCGCGUCCAGAACCACCGCUUCAUACAUCCAGGGCCAGAGCCCAGAGCCACGGAUCCGGGAAUACUUCUACUACAUCGACCACCAGGGACAGCUUUUCCUCGAUGACACUAAAGUGAAGAACUUUGUCACCUGCUUCAAAGAUAAAAAGUUCCUGGUAUUCUUCUUCAGUCGGCUGCGUUCCAAUGGGAGCGGUCGUUACGAGGAGGACUUUCCCUUCCUGUCCCUGUGCGGCAGGGAGAGGAACUUCUUGCGCUGUGACGACCGUCCCGUGGUUUUCACACACCUCCUGCAGAGUCCCGACCAGGAGCUGCUCUCGUACUGCGGCGGGGCGGAGAAGCUGACCGCGCCGUUCCGCCCUGAAGCUCUUUACAUGCAUCCUGCGAGCGGGCGACUUUACCACCCCUGUUUGGAGCGUGGAGGGGGCGUCGGUCUGGUCAGGUCGGCGCUGGCCAUUGAGCUCAGCCCGUUUUUUGUUUAUGACUCAAAGCAGGGCCAAUCAGAACAGCCCACUCACUUCCUGUGGGGAGGACAGAAGCACGAGCUGAGCAAUGAGCUCGCAGCAAGUCUCCCCACUGCAGAUGGAGAACAAGGAGAGCUGGGAUAAUGACAGACCUGCUCUGAGGUCACACCAACGCAUCCACACACUGAUGGUAGAGGCUGCUUUGUAAAGUGUCCAUCAGAAGUAACUCAUCCAUUCACACACAUUCAUACGCCACUGAUGAAGCAACGGGAGAAACUUGGGGUUAAGUGUCUUGCCAAAGGAUACAUCGGACAUGUAGCUGCAGGAACUGGGGAUCGAACCCCCGACCUUCCAGUUAAGAGACGACCGACUCUACUACUGAGCCACAGCCUUCCUGUAGCCACCGUGAUGUUACCAAUUGCUUUUUGAACCUACCUUCUCAACCCCUGAGUUCUGCAUCCUUUUUUUUUUUGAAGAGGAAGUGACCAUAUUUGGGUGACAGGGUGGACACGCUUUGAAGACCCACUGAGCUACAGCCGCCCCUAUCAUAACUAAAUAUGGAGAAUAUGUAUACUGGUGUGCUCACAUUGGAACUACACACUUAAAUAAGUUCAUGGAAUAAUAUUUAGAGAAAAAAUAUUUGAACCUAACAACACAAGAAGAGUUUCUUUGCAGUUUAAAUGUGUUUUAUUGAAACAAAACAAACUCAUGAGAAAUAUCUGAGAAGCUACGACUUAUUGUUCACAGUGAGAGCCUCAUUGAAUAAAACUGGACAUUGUAGAUGAUUAUCUUUCUCUUGUUUGUGCUGGAGUUUUGGACAAGAAAUGGUUAAACUUGACCUCCUGCAGGUGUUACCCAUGUCCAUGUCAUGUGCUGAUAUGCAAAUAAAAAGUGCAUUUAAUAUU